Molecule: messenger RNA, 603 nt
Organism: Sinocyclocheilus grahami
Lineage: Eukaryota; Metazoa; Chordata; Actinopteri; Cypriniformes; Cyprinidae
Product: myelin and lymphocyte protein-like
Exons: 5
Coding region: 3-500 (165 amino acids)
Biological process (GO): myelination
Cellular component (GO): membrane
Molecular function (GO): structural constituent of myelin sheath
Source: RefSeq, a predicted model, not a curated record
GGAUGUGUCCUGUCGUGUCCAGAUCGUGCAUUGCCUUGCCAGCCUGUUUUUCCCCCACGGGUACCACAGACACAACGGCUUCUUCAGUGAGCAUGAUGCCCAGUGGCAGUAAGAUUUUCACCACCAUGCCUGAUAUUCUCUUCAUUCCAGAGUUUGUGUUUGGUGGAUUGGUGUGGACACUAGUGACCUCCACCAAAGUGGAACCAGCAAAUCCUCAGGGCUGGGUCAUGUUUGUGUCACUUUUCUGCUUCCUUAUCACCACUCUCUGGUUCCUCAUAUUUAUUACUGGCAUAAAUCAGAGCAGCAUCUGGCCUAGCUUGGAUGUAGGAUAUCAUGCAUUCAGCCCAUUCUUUUAUCUGAGUGCUGCAGUGCUUUUGGCUAAUGUCACUAUCAGAAAACAAGGAGUGGAUAAAGUGUACCAGCUAGACAUUGCUGCUGUGGUGAUGGCGUUUAUUGUCACAUUACUGUACUGGAUUCAUGCAAUCAUCUCUGCUCACUGAUGGAAGUCCUCACAAAAGGGAAACACUCAUUCAACAGAACAUCACUGCCAAACCCCAGAUGAACCAAAUAACAAAUUACAGAUCAACUGAGAUUUUUAUGAAA